Molecule: messenger RNA, 3255 nt
Organism: Bursaphelenchus okinawaensis
Lineage: Eukaryota; Metazoa; Nematoda; Chromadorea; Rhabditida; Aphelenchoididae
Source: the annotation of a GenBank genome assembly
AUGCCGGUGCGAUUGUUUCCGUCACAGAGCGCCGCCGUCGAGCCUCCGAACCCGCCCGACCCCAAUAGUCACCGGCAGGCGUUUGUGUUGCGGCAACAGACCGCGCCCGAGCCCGACCCGUGGGUCGAGUUGCGCGAUCUCAACGAUCAACGAGCUCCAUCGACGAGUCAAGAGACCCAGCCGUUGUUGGGGAAGAAGAAGAGAAGUAGUUUCCCCUUGGGCGAUCCCAAGGUUUGGCAGUUGAAAAAUCGAAAAUUGGACAACGUCUGUCCGCGAAGUGUGUCAUGGUCGCUAGCUGAACCCAAUCCCAGAGAUCCAGUAAAGCAACGACAAUCUUUCAACGACGCCGAGAACCUCAACAACAACAACUUUGACAACUUUGAACAAUCUUCAACCGAAAUCUACCGAAAGCCUACUGGCAGCUACAAACUUGCUACCAAAUUUCAUCGUCCGCCAUCGUUCCGCCUUGGGGCAUCGCCAAAUCCAAGCUCAUUAGCACCGCCAAGAAGUCCGUUUCUAGUGCCAAACGGUGGACCGACAAGACCAACGCUUAGUCCACUUAUCAGUCCUGAACCACCGUUGUGGACACCUUCGUCCAGACAUCCUAGUGCGGUACCAUUUGGACCACCUUUUGCUAGUCCUUUUAGUCUUUUUGGAGGUGGUAUUGGAAGACGACAUUACUUUGGAGCACCGUAUCAGGUUGGUUUGACUUUUUAUAUUAUAGUAUUAGAAAUAUCGUAAUUUAAGAUACUAGGAGUACCGUAACCCGUACUAUCAGAUUUUUAAUGGCACAAACAAAUUUUUAAAAUUCGGUUUUUUAAAUUUAAAUAUUAAUCCUAAGGUCAACCAUAGUUUAUAUUUACCACCAUAACUCAUAAAAAAAAUUUUAAACCUACCUACAAUUAAAAAUGGCAAAAUAUCACCAAAUUUAAAAAAAUUCAACAUUUUUUAAAAUUUUCCUUGCUAACUCAAAAAAAUGACGUUAAACAUAACGCCUUUUGAAUGUUUCCAACUGUGCCUGCGGCAAUUAUUCGACAAUUUUUGGCGUUUCGACGCCUUUUAAUCCAACUUUUUUGAACUUUCCUACUGUCUUUUGGUGUGAAACGCUACUACUUGGACUAUAUUUUUAUUAGUGUAUUUUUUACAGUAGUUUCUGAUAUAUAUUUGCCUAGGUUUUGGAUUGAUUACUGUAUUUUCUUCUACGAAAAGUUGGCUUUUUUAUUUUUUUGCCUGAAGAAACGGCGAAUUUGGGCUGUUUUUGGGGGAAAAACGACCGUUUUGAAUUGAAAAACGACUGUUUCUAACGCAAAAUUAAUUAUUAUACAUUCUAAAACAGUACCAACAGUACCAUCUACAUUUCGACAAUCUACCACUGCAACAAUUCCUACUGAAUACGUACAGGUUUUGGAACAACAUCACUGAAAAGUGACAACAAGAGGGGUUUCGAGUGACUUUCGACCAGCAUUUUCCCACAUUUGAAUUGCACUAAGAGGUUUUUGGUUACACUGGUUUUGUGCUGCAACCGUGUUAUUCCGCCUUUCAAACAACGAAGAAGUACUGCCUGGGGCUACGUUUCUACCUGACGGUUUUUUCGACCGGUUUUUUGCUAAAAACACGGAGAUUUUUGGGCUGAAAACGCCAUAAGUUUUCGUUUUUAGGCAUAAUUGUUGGUAUUAGUACGGUAUUGUAGUACUUUAUAGCUACUUGGUACUAUAUUGUACUAGCCCACGAUAUUGUAAUACAAUUUUAUUUUACUAGGUAGUGCUUAAAGCAGUACUGAACAAUUUAUAUUGUACCAGAGCAACUCUUAAUACUAUUGAAGUUACUAGUAUGUUACAGUACUAAGCCUUCUCAAAAUUAAAAAUUUUUGGUCGACGGUAAGCCCCGAAUCUACCGUAACCCCACUGUUUAGAUCAAAAAUUUUAAUUUCAAGCGAGGAAACUGGACCCCACCAAUCCCAACAUUCCCAAGGUUCAGCCGAUUCAACGUUUCCCCCGCCGACAAAGCGUAGCCCCCUCCAUCUAUCAGCCCGAAUCGGAGCCGCGUUACGCCGACGUCAGACCGUUCGGACGUCGUCGGACCUUGGCUUCGUUAGCUUUGGCUAAAUUCAAGACUCGGAUCAACUCCAAGUCGGUGGAUAGUAUCAGCGAUCUUCAGAAGAGUCUCGACAGCCUUGACUCGAAAAAGAAAGAGUCGUUGGCGAAACGAGAGAGUGCUGGAGAUUGGAGAAUUAGAGAAACAGAGAAGCAGGAGGAUUUUGUAGACAAGUUCGAAGGUCCGCUACAAAAGGAUUUUGAGAAGAGUUUGGGCGAAAAAGACUUUGAAAAGUGUUUGGCUGGCAAUACAAGUGAGGCUAGUCAAAGAUCAAGUCAUUUUGAACAACCGACUGAUCGAUUAGACCCUUUCUACCAAUUAACUAAUAAACUAGACCCAUUUGAGAAAUCGACCGGUAAUAAAGAACCAUUUGAAAAAUUGACUGGUAUCAAAAAUCCAUUCAAAGGCUCUACCAACACUUUAGCUCCAGUUUCAUCCCUGAGGCCACGAUUUCUACCACAUCAACGAAAGUCACUCCAAUUUGUAGAUGCUCCUAUAAUCAGAGAACCGCUGCAGUACUCAGCCUACAAUUACCCUCAAGAAACACUUCAAACUUUAAAUCUACCAGUACUUCAACCAGUUGGUACUACUCCGCACUCUAAUCCUACUGUGGUACUACCAAGUCAGUAUACCAACCCGGCUUUACCUUUACCAAACACUUACAGUGGCUCUACCGUAGGGCUACAAAAUCCAAUAUUGAAACCUACAGUACCCUCUGAACACCAGAACCCCUACAAUCAGCCAAAAACCUCAGAAGCAACUGAUAGUACUGUAAAACUACAAAAGGCGGACUCAAAAGAAAAGUCGAAAUAUCUGACAAAAUUCGAACGGCCAGUUUACAACCGAUCUAUUAGUGGCUACAGUAGUCGACUACCGUAUUCUGGGUCGAUUACUGCGCGUAUUCGACCAGUGAGUCGUAUGUGGACGGCCGAAGACGAAAGCGACGGCGAAGGAUCACAACCUAGCUUUGAUUUGGACAAGAACGAUAACGAGGUGGGUUUUUCUAUUAUUUUUACUUCAUUAUUGUUGCUCUGCUAAAGUAAUGUAGGACAGAUUUAGAGAGGUGUGGAGAAGAAAAGGUUUUGUGAAAAGACAAGGGAUGUCAAACAGGAAAAACAAAUUAUAAAAAUUAGUUUUUUUAAAUUUUUUAAGGCUUACUAA